AUGCCUCCCACCUCCACCAUCACCACCAGCCGCAAGCGCGUCUUCAACUCCGUCUUCUCCGCGUCACCGGCCCCAGGCCCCUGCUCAACAACAGACAACCCACCCUUAAAAUCAAUCGAUCCCCUCGCGACGUCGCGAUCCUUUGACGACAGCCAACUCACAGAGCCGGACGAGCCAGGACCCGACCAAGAGACAUGGGACCGGGCAUGGGACGCCGCUACUGCGUUUCUGGCGGUGCCGGAUCGAGGAUUUGCGGCGUUGGGGGCGUUUGAGGAUAUUGAUGAAGAGGUGUUUUUGAAGCGGUGGAAUCGGUAUGAGAGACCAUCGAGGAAGACUGCGGAUGCGUUGGGGUUUCUGGUUUCGCAGGAGCAGCGGGGGAGUAUAAUUGAUUGGUAUGGGCAGGAGAUACGGAGACAUUUUCUGAAGAACUUUCGGGAUGGGCUUUUUGAUUUGCUGUGCCAUCCUGAGAAGGAAGGCUUGUUACAGAGAAUCGUCCAUUGUCUGGAACUAGCACGUCGGAUAUACUUUACUCGUCUUGCGGAAUACAUCUUGCCCCUGUUGGACGCCUCAGAACAAGAGCGAACGUUUCUCAAGCUACAUCGGGCCUUUCACCACAUGGUAGCAUAUUCGUCUGCCCUCCCGUGGGACCGCGUUUCCGCCUUACUGAACCGAGAAUUUACGAAAGAAGCUUUGACUAUACUGGGAAUCGAUGCGUUGAAGGAAGAAGCGGCCCGUGACGAUGUCAGUAUAGGCGAGGAUAUGGAGGUGGAUCGAGGGUCCUCGGUUUCAUAUCGGCGCUGGCGCGAGGAACCGUCAGUCGACGCUCGGAUGGAAAGGAUGACUGAGAAUGAAGAUGCGGAGGUCAUCGCGGCGCGCGACCGGCUACUGUCACUUCUUAAUGGCUUACAACUCGUGGGACUGGGCGGAGAUAAAGCGCAGAAGGUGUUUGCGGGCGUUAUGAAUUCAAUGAUGAUUGAGUUUGUUCUAGCUGCGUACCCCGGCCAAUGGGAAGGGCCAAGCUUGGUAUCGCAGCAUUUGCGACACUGGGUUGAGAAUGUCUUUGCUCGGCUUGUCGUUCAAGUGCUCGCUAUUAUCAACAUCCCCGAAUCUGGGUCGAAAUCGUCGGAUCAUCUCGAUGUGAACUUGAGCAACGUCGAGAAGUGGUAUGAGACCGGGUUUACCUGUGUGGGAACACUUCGGAUGCGCGAGCUGUUCGAUGUGAUGGUUGAAUGGCCUGCUAGCAGCGGUGCCAUUGAUGAUUUACGGCGUUUCACGACUAAUCCCGCUACGCGGUUAUACUUCACCUUAUCCUUUGCUUCAGUACUGUGCGACCGACUAUUGCACCCCGGUGCCUCAACCGUGGAGAUUCUACAGUUGUACAUUUCUAUCAUCCGAUCAUUGAAUCUUCUAGAUCCCAAGGGCGUAUUGCUCGAUCGAGUUGCCCGUCCAAUCCGGCGAUAUCUCCGCGACCGCGAUGACACCGUCAAGGUGAUCGUCGGUGGUCUCCUUGCAGACCCAGAUGCAGAUGGUCAACCGGCACAGUCGACCGGGGAGACGCUGGCGGAGCUGUCAGCCGAACUAACCAAAGCGCAUCAAAACUCGCUACAGAACGACGGAGGUGAGCUGGAUUGGAAUGACAUGAACUGGAUGCCUGAUCCGGUAGACGCUGCACCUGACUUCCGGAAGUCGAAGACCGCAGAUGUCAUCGGAAGUCUUAUCAGUCUGUUCGAUUCGAAGGAGACGUUUGUCAAGGAGAUGCAGAAUAUGUUGGCGGAGCGACUGCUUCAGAAACGGACGGAUUAUGUGCAAGAGAUGUCGGUUCUGGAACUACUUAAGCUUCGCUUUGGUGAUAAUGCCUUGCAAGCGUGCGAGGUUAUGAUGCGAGACGUCUUUGAUUCUCGACGUGUUGACGGGGUUAUCCGGAAUGACCAGGGACUGGCCCAGCCUAGUCCGGAUGAACCUACAGAGGAAAUGCCUGAUUUACACGCUAAGAUCCUCUCCCACUUCUUCUGGCCAGACAUCCAAGAACAAACGUUCAAGGUUCCAGAAGAAAUCACCACAUUACAACAACGCUAUUCCACAGGCUUCGAAUCACUCAAGCCAUCGCGCAAACUCACCUGGCUCAACAAUAUGGGACAAGUGACCGUCGAGCUGGAUCUUGAUGAUCGCGUGUUCGUGGACGAGGUAACCACGUGGCAAGCGGCAGUGAUCUACGCCUUCCAAUCCACAUCACCGAAUGACAAGCAGCCACCCAUAACCAAAACCCUGGAACAACUAACGCAGGAACUACAAAUGUCAACACCCCUCGUCCGUAGUGCCUGUCUCUUCUGGAUAAGCAAACGCAUCCUCACCGAACCCCAACGCGAAACUUAUCGCGUCCUCGAAACCCUCCCAUCCGGCGAAAACGACCCCGGCACCGCCGCAGAACCCAACACCAUCACCGACACCAACGACGACACCUCAGCAGCAGCCGCAGCCGACGCCGCAGCCGCCGCAGCCGCCAAGGAAUCCACCGAAGCAGCGGCAAUGGAGAAGAUGAACCUGUACUGGCAGUUUAUCGUGGGCAUGCUCACGAACCAGGGGGCGAUGCCGUUGCAGCAGAUAAUCAUGAUGCUGAAGAUGGUGGUGCCGGGUGGGUUUCCGUUUAGUAAUGAGGAAUUGAGGGAGUUUUUGGCGGGGAUGGUUUCGAAGGGGAAGUUGGAGGUUAAUGGGGGGAAGUACAAGAUUAUGCAGUAG
This is a messenger RNA of Aspergillus glaucus CBS 516.65, 2736 nucleotides long. RefSeq names its product anaphase promoting complex subunit 2. The coding region runs from base 1 to 2736 and encodes 911 amino acids. The transcript is spliced from 2 exons. Gene Ontology annotation, molecular function: ubiquitin protein ligase binding. Gene Ontology annotation, biological process: ubiquitin-dependent protein catabolic process. Lineage: Eukaryota; Fungi; Ascomycota; Eurotiomycetes; Eurotiales; Aspergillaceae. Gene Ontology annotation, cellular component: anaphase-promoting complex. The record is from RefSeq and is a predicted model, not a curated record.